This is a messenger RNA of Lates calcarifer (barramundi perch), 2587 nucleotides long. RefSeq names its product guanosine monophosphate reductase (gene gmpr). Gene Ontology annotation, cellular component: GMP reductase complex. The record is from RefSeq and is a predicted model, not a curated record. Lineage: Eukaryota; Metazoa; Chordata; Actinopteri; Centropomidae. Gene Ontology annotation, molecular function: GMP reductase activity. Gene Ontology annotation, biological process: nucleotide metabolic process.
ACGCUGGAGGAGCAGAGGGAGAAAAGAGAGCAAGGGGGAUAGAGAGGUAGAGAGAAGAAGAGGGAGAGGGAGAGAGAGAGAGAGAGGAGUCCAGGCCCAAAUAAAGCCAUGGGGGCUGGGGCUGGGCUGGGCCCCCCUUUGCUAUAAAUACGCUGGCCGCCUGGAGGUUCGGGUUUGGUGGCUGGGGCUUGGGACCGGCGACCACCGCUGCUGCUGCUGCUGCUGCUGCCACCCUCCUCAGGGGAGUCUCCUCCGCAUACUCAUCAUCAUCCUCAUCCUGGUCAUCAGUGUUCCGAGCAUCCAAGAUGCCUCGAGUGGACGCAGACCUCAAGCUGGACUUUAAGGAUGUCCUCUUCAGACCUAAGAGAAGCAGCCUGAAGAGCCGCUCAGAGGUGGACCUUCAGAGGACCUUCACAUUCCGCAACUCCAAACAGACCUACACUGGCAUCCCCAUCAUCGCUGCCAACAUGGACACCACAGGAACGUUUGAGAUGGCACAGGUCCUCAGCAAACACACCCUCUUCACAGCCAUUCAUAAACACUACUCUGUAGAAGACUGGAAAAACUUUGCUGCUAAUCAUCCAGAAUGCUUAGAGCACGUAGCUGCCAGUUCGGGCACCGGCAAUGCAGAUCUGGAGAAACUGUGUGCCAUCUUGGAAGCCAUCCCUGCCCUCAAGUACAUCUGUCUGGACGUGGCCAACGGCUACUCCGAGUACUUUGUGGAGUUUGUCAAGACGGUCAGAGAAAAGUUCCCUAAACACACCAUCAUGGCUGGAAACGUGGUAACGGGGGAGAUGGUGGAGGAGCUCAUCCUCUCUGGAGCUGACAUCAUCAAAGUGGGAAUCGGGCCAGGUUCUGUGUGCACGACACGGAUCAAGACAGGAGUGGGCUACCCACAACUCAGCGCUGUUAUAGAGUGUGCAGACUCAGCCCACGGACUCAAAGGACACAUUAUCUCUGAUGGGGGCUGCAGUUGCCCAGGAGAUGUAGCUAAGGCCUUUGGUGCUGGGGCUGACUUUGUGAUGAUGGGAGGAAUGCUGGCAGGCCACGACCAGUGCUCCGGGGAGGUCAUAGAGAAGAACGGCAAGAAGUACAAACUCUUCUACGGCAUGAGCUCCGACACAGCCAUGAAGAAAUACGUUGGUGGAGUUGCUGAGUACAGGGCAUCUGAGGGGAGGACGGUGGAGGUUCCCUACAAGGGGGACGUGGAGAACACCAUCCGUGAUGUGCUGGGGGGACUACGCUCCACCUGCACCUAUGUGGGCGCCGCCAAGCUCAAAGAGCUGAGCAGGCGAACCACCUUUAUCCGUGUCACACAACAGUCGAGCCAAAUGUUCACUUAGUGGGGCGUAUAUGCCUCCACACAUACAUACAUACACACACACACACACACACACACACACAGGCUGCAUAACUGUACAUGUCAUUCAGAGUCUAAAUGUGCAAUAGUAGGGCAGUGGUGUGACAUAUUCAGGAGGAGGACGGACACACACACACACACACACACACACACACACACACACACACACACACGAUCACCUAACCUGUUUCUCUCAGGAUAUCUGCUGUCAGAAAGCUGUUAGUUUCCUGCAGGUUGUGAUUAAAAUGAAUUUGACUUGAAACAUUCUCCCAGAGGCAUCACUACGCUCCAGUAAGUGAGUGUGUUUACAUGCUUACAGACAUCAUAACAUGCUAUUGAUUUCAUUUUUGAAUGGGUGAUGGGCAGAUGUUAUUUUCCAGUUAUAACAGCCUGGAAAAAUCCUUCCCAGUUCUGGGAAAUUUGAAUAAGAGAUCCCGACUACUGAGGCAUGUGUCUUUCAGAUCUAAUCUUUCUAAAUACUCUUUUAACUUGUGUAUUUCUACAAUAAAACACAUCGCAUGUAAACACACUCAGCAGGUGGAGUAUGAUACUCAUGUGAAGAUCAUUUGGGAAACUACUCCGCUGAGCUGUAUGUUGUGGAAUGGAUGCGCAAAAAUCAAUAUGCAAGAUCCAGAGACAUUGCUGUUUAAUUGUCACUGGAGAAAUCAUGUUGCAAUAAACUGCAUGCAGAGCCCUCUGCUAAAUUCCUCACCGGUGUUAAAACAUUCUGUGAAGCGUCUCCUGGACGUGCACAUCAUAUUCAUAGUGACAUACAACUUAUUAGUGUACCUUUGUUUAUAUGAUGUGUGUGUUUUUACGUCUGUGUGCAUGUGUUUCAGGUGUGUCAGGACAGUUCCACUGAGCCACAUGAGACCGAGACUUAUGUAUUCCAAGCAUUUGGUGUAUCUGAGACGCUUUAACUCUGCUCUUGUAUGUUAAACAGUCACAUCUGAGUCUCCCUUCACUGAUUCCACUGUGCCUGACAUUUUAAAAAUCAAAGACGUCUUGAUAUUUGUGUGUUCUGCUGAAUUAAAGAGUCGCUCUCUUGUACCUGAAGCAGGGAACUUCAGGGAAAGGUCACGUAAGGCGUCGAUACAAAUAAACGCUAUGAAAUGAAAGCUCCAACCCUUAAAAUACAUACUGGACUUUAAACAACAUGAUUUCAUUAUUAUUGCAAUGGAGGCAGAUGGAGAAUGGAGGUAAUAAAACCAAAUAAUUAUCACAUGA